AUGAAUAGCUGCUUGGUGGUCUCUCUGAACGGAUCGACCCGUACUCUCAACCCUCUUCCUAAGCAGGAGUUUUUUUACGGACCUUACAUCGCAGCCGAACUAACGAUAUCCAUUCUGUCUGCAUCCGGAAAUCUAUUGGUUUGCAUUGCAGUGGGACGCAACAAGAAGCUCCGAACUGUUACCAACUACUUCUUGGUCUCUUUGGCAGCAGCUGAUUUCUUCGUCGGCACCCUGGCGAUUCCGUGUGCUAUAAUGAGCGACCUGGGUUUCCCUCACAAUAAUAUCGACCUCUGCACUGCUAUUGUGUUCAUGCUUAUUAUGCUAACUCAGACCUCCGUCUUCAGCCUGCUAGCAAUAGCUAUCGAGCGCUACGUGGCGAUCCUUUUUCCGUUCCACUACCAGAGUCUCUUGAAGCCACGCAACGCUAGGCUAGUCAUAGUGCUAACCUGGCUUCUCUCUUUCCUUUUGAGCUUAGUGCCACUGCAAGGCUUUCAGAACCGAUUCAGACAUAUUACCUACUGCUUUUUUCCUUGUGUGGUCGACAUGACCUUCAUGGUGUACUUUAACUUCUUCGGUUGUGUUUUGAUUCCGCUGUUGGUGAUGUUUUUCAUUUACGCUCACAUCUUUAUAACCGUGAGGAGGCAGGUGAGGCGCAUCGCAGCGGUGCACAACGCGCUGGAAGUGCAAACCAGGCAAACUUCGGCCAUGCGACGCGAGGCAAAGAAGGCCACCUCGAUUUUUCUGAUCAUCUUCCUUUUCGUUUUGUGCUGGAUGCCAAUUCACGUUCUGAAUUGCUUAGAGCAGUUCUGUCCACAGUGCACAGUCCCGUUACCUAUCAUAUUGACAGCUGUUAUCCUUUCGCAUGCCAAUUCGGCUAUUAACCCGCUGCUCUAUGCUUACAGAAUGAAAUCGUUCCGUCAGGCUUUCAAAGGCAUGUUCUUUUGCUGUCGAUCUACUCCUACAAUCUUGGAUACCACUGACAGCAAUGGAACUUCAAAAAAAAACAUGAAUGUGAGAUAA
Molecule: messenger RNA, 1020 nt
Organism: Silurus meridionalis
Lineage: Eukaryota; Metazoa; Chordata; Actinopteri; Siluriformes; Siluridae
Product: adenosine receptor A2b-like
Exons: 1
Coding region: 1-1020 (339 amino acids)
Biological process (GO): G protein-coupled adenosine receptor signaling pathway; vasodilation; adenylate cyclase-activating G protein-coupled receptor signaling pathway
Cellular component (GO): membrane
Molecular function (GO): G protein-coupled adenosine receptor activity
Source: RefSeq, a predicted model, not a curated record